Molecule: messenger RNA, 1581 nt
Organism: Acaromyces ingoldii
Lineage: Eukaryota; Fungi; Basidiomycota; Exobasidiomycetes; Exobasidiales; Cryptobasidiaceae
Exons: 7
Coding region: 1-1581 (526 amino acids)
Biological process (GO): microtubule anchoring at mitotic spindle pole body; mitotic sister chromatid segregation; protein localization to mitotic spindle pole body
Cellular component (GO): MWP complex; microtubule organizing center; mitotic spindle
Molecular function (GO): protein binding
Source: RefSeq, a predicted model, not a curated record
AUGGAUUUUACAGAGGCCUACCACCUCUCGACGGCGCCGACGUCGGCAUGCACGUACGGCUAUUCGCCGGGCUCUACCUUCCUCUUAACUGCUUACAGCAACGCGUUGCGGUCGACAUCGAUGGUACAAGUGCGCUAUUCAGAGACACUUCAGGUUGUACGGACAUGGAGCCUUCCUUUCGUUGCGGUGGCAGCUAGCUGGAGCCGAGAUGGAGCAUAUAUUCUCGCAUCGGCCAAGCAACACUUCGUUGUGCUAGCUCUGGAUCCAAAGAAGUGCCCGCAAUCUGAAGAUGACUCGGGUAUCGUUGCAAGCAUUCGGGUGGGCUACGAGGGUUUGGCAUCUGCAGUUUGGUGCGGACAAGGCAUGGUCGCCUCGUUUAGUCUCGAUGAGGUGUCUGUGUCCCUAUAUAAUCUCAAUGACGGCAGCGUGACCAUAAUCGAGCACCCGAAAAGACAAAGAGCAGCAAGCACGUCUCCGGUCUCCGAUCAUGUGGCCAUAUUGACACGCCAGGAAUCCAAAGAUACGGUCGUCAUGUUGCGGCCCAAUGCCAAAGACACAACAAACCGAGACACGUCUCAAAGCUCAUGGCACUUCUUCACUGCAAUGAGCGAUGCAGCUGGCCUCUUGUGGUCUCCAAAUGGCCGUCUCAUAGCAGUCUGGGAUCAUCCACUGGAGUUCAGGCUGCAGAUCUUUACACCCCUCGGUCAUCCACGCGCCACCUUUGCGGUCCACACUGGCGUCGAUGUACCCUUCUCCCCUAUCAGCAAUGAACCGAGCACCUGUUGGGCUGCAGGUCAAAAGUCUGACGAGGCCGCCGCAGUGACUGGAGGAGGUCUGGGCAUCCGCUGCGUCAGGUGGCGUCCAGACUCUUCGCUUCUUGCAGUUGGAGAUUAUGACGAAAAGAUUCGUUUCCUUGAGACCGAUGAGUGGAACGAAGUAGCCACCCUGGACCUUUCCAAACGUGUCAUCGAGGCCCAUGCAAAUUUGCCCUCAAGACCCCACGUCUGGAGGGAGCAGCACGCUUGGAGAGGGGAUACGGGUGGUCGAGGCAUUGUGACUCUCAGUCUAGCUCAUCUACCAAUCUCUCCUGCCGCAUUGCGACCGGACACGAUCAAAGGUAAUCCAAGGGCGGGUAUUUGUUGGAUGGAAUGGAGCCCCGACGGUACUUUGCUGGCUGUCCGAAAUGACGUCGUUCCUGCGGCUGUCUACAUCUACGCUUUGGCGCCCCUUUCGGCCUCAUCGCCCGACAAAACGCCUCGUGCGUAUUUGCAUUCGGCCGUGAUCCUGAGCCAGACUGUGCGAAAAGCGGUCUGGAGGCUGUCGCAACGCUCCUCACUUUCGGAACUUGUCAUCGUCUGUGGGACGGAGGCCCUCUACCUUUGGAGACUGCUCAGCGAGGGAGAGAUCUGCGAGGGGAUUCCGAUCCCGAUUGCCUCUUUCCGCGCGGCCGACGUCGUCAUAUCACCGGACGGGACAAAAUUAAUGCUCGUGAGCGAGAACGAGACGUACUGCUGCGCCAUCGACUCGGAUGGCGGCACCUUAAUCGAUCGAGGCGAUGACAGUAAGAGCAGGAGCAUGUAA